Molecule: messenger RNA, 3743 nt
Organism: Vicugna pacos (alpaca)
Lineage: Eukaryota; Metazoa; Chordata; Mammalia; Artiodactyla; Camelidae
Source: RefSeq, a predicted model, not a curated record
UGGCAGCAGGACUCCUGUGUCUGGGUUCAGGAAUCCUCUGGCAGCAGGGGCUCUGGCUGCUCAGCCCCCAUCUCUGUCCCCAUCCCUCCCCCAGCGGGCCACCCAGUGAGGUCCAUGGACUGGGGAGGGCCAUGCCUGCCAGCUCCUGCGCUUGUCCAUGAGGGCCCGGAGCCCUGACCCUCCUGCCUAGCUUUCUGCCUUUUCUCUGUCGCUGGCCACCUGGGGGAGGGGGUGGAGGCCAGGGGAGCAACAUGGCCCAGAGCAAGAGGCACAUGUACAGCCGGACUCCCAGUGGCAGCAGAAUGAGCGCGGAGGCAAGCGCCCGGCCCCUGCGAGUGGGCUCCCGUGUGGAGGUGAUUGGAAAAGGCCACCGGGGCACCGUGGCCUAUGUUGGAGCCACACUCUUUGCCACUGGCAAAUGGGUAGGCGUGAUCCUGGAUGAAGCAAAGGGCAAGAAUGAUGGAACUGUCCAAGGCAGAAAGUACUUCACUUGUGAUGAAGGACAUGGCAUCUUUGUGCGCCAGUCCCAGAUCCAGGUGUUUGAAGAUGGAGCAGACACUACUUCCCCAGAGACACCCGAUUCUUCUGCCUCGAAGGUCCUCAGGAGAGAGGGAGCUGACUCAAACGCAAAGACCAGCAAACCACGGGGACUGAAGGCUAAGAAGGAAGCCAAGGAGGCGCUGGAGGCCAAGGAACGCUACAUGGAGGAGAUGGCCGACACUGCGGACGCCAUCGAGAUGGCCACUCUGGACAAGGAGAUGGCCGAAGAGCGGGCCGAGUCCCUGCAGCAGGAGGUGGAGGCGCUGAAGGAGCGUGUGGACGAGCUCACCACCGACUUGGAGAUCCUCAAGGCCGAGAUUGAAGAGAAGGGCUCAGACGGGGCUGCGUCCAGCUAUCAGCUCAAGCAGCUCGAGGAGCAGAAUGCGCGCCUGAAGGACGCCCUGGUGAGGAUGCGGGAUCUUUCUUCCUCAGAGAAGCAGGAGCAUGUGAAACUCCAGAAGCUCAUGGAGAAGAAGAACCAAGAGCUGGAAGCUGUGAGGCAGCAGCGGGAGCGGCUGCAGGAGGAGCUGACCCAGGCGGAGAGCACCAUCGACGAGCUCAAGGAGCAGGUGGACGCCGCUCUGGGUGCUGAGGAGAUGGUGGAGAUGCUGACGGACCGGAACCUGAAUCUGGAGGAGAAAGUGCGGGAACUGAGGGAGACCGUGGGCGACUUGGAAGCGAUGAACGAGAUGAACGAUGAGCUGCAGGAGAACGCGCGCGAGACGGAGCUGGAGCUGCGGGAGCAGCUGGACAUGGCGGGCGCGCGGGUCCGGGAGGCCCAGAAGCGGGUGGAGGCGGCCCAGGAGACGGUGGCAGACUAUCAGCAAACCAUCAAGAAGUACCGCCAGCUGACCGCCCACCUGCAGGACGUGAACCGCGAGCUGACGAGCCAGCAGGAGGCAUCUGCGGAGAGGCAGCAGCAGCCGCCGCCGGAGACUUUUGACUUCAAGAUCAAGUUUGCUGAGACGAAGGCCCACGCCAAGGCAAUUGAGAUGGAAUUGAGGCAGAUGGAGGUGGCCCAGGCCAACCGGCACACGUCCCUGCUGACAGCCUUCAUGCCCGACAGCUUCCUUCGGCCAGGCGGGGACCACGACUGCGUCCUGGUGCUGCUGCUCAUUCCUCGUCUCGUUUGCAAGGCAGAGCUGAUCCGGAAGCAGGCUCAGGAGAAGUUUGAACUAAGUGAGAACUGUUCAGAGCGGCCAGGGCUUCGAGGGGCCGCGGGGGAGCAGCUCAGCUUUGCUGCGGGGCUGGUGUACUCGCUGAGUUUGCUGCAGGCCACCCUGCACCGUUACGAGCAUGCCCUCUCUCAGUGCCACGUGGACAUGUAUAAGAAGGUGGGCAGCCUCUACCCCGAGAUGAGUGCCCACGAGCGCUCCUUGGAUUUCCUCAUCGAGCUGCUGCACAAGGAUCAGCUGGAUGAGACUGUCAACGUGGAGCCUCUCACCAAAGCCAUCAAGUACUACCAGCAUCUGUACAGCAUCCACCUCGCCGAUCAGCCUGAGGACAGCACCAUGCAGCUGGCCGACCACAUCAAGUUCACGCAGAGCGCCCUGGACUGCAUGAGCGUGGAGGCGGGCCGGCUGCGCGCCUUCUUGCAGGGUGGGCAGGAGGCUUCAGGUAUUGCCCUCCUGCUCCGGGACCUGGAAACAUCGUGCAGCGACAUCCGCCAGUUCUGCAAGAAGAUCCGAAGGCGAAUGCCAGGGACGGAUGCUCCCGGGAUCCCAGCUGCACUAGCCUUCGGCCCACAGGUGUCUGACACCCUCCUGGACUGCAGGAAGCACUUGACGUGGGUGGUGGCUGUGCUGCAGGAGGUGGCAGCUGCUGCCGCCCAGCUCGUCGCCCCGCUGGCGGAGAAUGAGGGACUGCCUGUGGCUGCCCUGGAGGAGCUGGCUUUCAAAGCAAACGAGCAGAUCUACGGGGCCCCCUCCAGCAGCCCCCAUGAGUGUCUGCGCCAGUCGUGCAGCAUCCUCAUCAGCACCAUGAACAAGGUGGCCACAGCCAUGCAGGAGGGAGAGUACGACGCAGACCGGCCCCCUAGCAAGCCUCCCCCUGUUGAGCUGCGGGCGGCAGCCCUUCGUGCGGAGAUCACAGACGCUGAAGGCCUGGGCUUGAAGCUUGAAGAUCGAGAGACAGUUAUCAAGGAGCUGAAGAAGUCACUCAAGAUCAAGGGGGAGGAGCUCAGUGAGGCCAACGUGCGGCUGAGCCUCUUGGAGAAGAAGCUGGACAGCGCGGCCAAGGAUGCAGACGAGCGCAUCGAGAAGGUCCAGACCCGGCUGGAGGAGACCCAGGCGCUGCUGCGGAAGAAGGAGAAAGAGUUUGAGGAGACGAUGGACGCCCUUCAGGCUGACAUCGACCAGCUGGAGGCAGAGAAAGCAGAGUUAAAGCAGCGGCUGAACAGCCAGUCCAAGCGCACGAUCGAGGGGCUCCGGGGGCCCCCUCCCUCGGGUAUUGCCACCCUGGUCUCUGACAUUGCUGGGGAAGAGCAGCAGCGAGGCGGUGCCCCCGGACAGGCUCCAGCAUCUGCGCCAGGCCCAGGGCUGGUGAAGGACUCGCCGCUGCUGCUUCAGCAGAUCUCUGCCAUGAGACUGCACAUCUCCCAGCUGCAGCGCGAGAACAGCGUCCUCAAGGGAGCCCAGAUGAAGGCGUCCUUAGCAGCCCUGCCCCCUCUGCAUGCGGCGAAGCUCUCCCUCCCACCCCACGAGGGCCCUGGCAGUGAGCUAGCCUCUGGAGCGCUGUACCGCAAGACCACCCAGCUGCUGGAGACGUUGAAUCAGCUGAGCACGCACACCCGUGUGGUGGACAUCACCCGCGCCAGCCCUGCUGCCAAAAGCCCAUCGGCCCAGCUCCUGGAGCAGGUGGCUCAGCUCAAGGCCCUAAGUGACACCGUCGAGAAGCUCAAGGAUGAGGUCCUUAAGGAGACCGUAUCUCAGCGCCCCGGAGCCACGGUCCCCACUGACUUUGCCACCUUCCCCUCAUCAGCCUUCCUCAGGGCCAAGGAGGAGCAGCAGGACGACACUGUGUACGUGGGCAAAGUGACCUUCUCGUGCGCGGCUGGCCUUGGGCAGCGGCACCGGCUGGUGCUCACCCAGGAGCAGCUACACCACACCGAGGAAAUCACACAGCGCGCUGUUCUCUUCCGGGAGUGCGUGGUGGUCCUGUUCCUUCUGCCCACGCUGCUGACCUGCCUUCCCCUCGGUGGGUGA